Molecule: messenger RNA, 3059 nt
Organism: Dreissena polymorpha
Lineage: Eukaryota; Metazoa; Mollusca; Bivalvia; Myida; Dreissenidae
Exons: 2
Coding region: 673-3021 (782 amino acids)
Source: RefSeq, a predicted model, not a curated record
UUAAUAUCGUAGUAUUGCAAAAUACGCACAUGUACUUGAAGUUUAUACUGUUGGUUUUAUGACAAACAAUCGAUUCGUACAACUAAAUUAUUUAUUGAAAAGAAGCACAAUGGAGCAUAAACGUACACAAAGUACACAAAAUAAUGGCACUGAUUCAAACGGUGAAUGUUCAGAAUCGACGGAUAUGUUCACAUUAGCGAGCCAGAUUGAUUCUAGUUUAAACUCGAAGAUUAAGACCUUACUCAAGGACGUCACUGUUUUCAAUGCGUGUUUACAGUUCUUCAACAGCGACAUCUUGGUACCAGUGGGCAGUUCUCAAGAUGGAUCGAAAGUUAACGUGCCUGGUGACGGGGGAGACGUGGAUAUUUUACUUAUUUCAAAAACCGUGGUUCUUGAAGAAUCGUUAUUGGAAUACGACCGCCGUUACCCCGCAUUUCUGAGAGUUCGAGGUGAUAACACACACUUGAAAUUGUUCAAAUGGAAACGUUUAGUCGAAGGUGUGUACGUACCAGUAAACGUUUUGAAGAAUCUCGAACGUAGAAUAUAUGGUUUAAUGAGGUUUUUUGUUAGCGCAAUCUCCGUCCGGGUAUAUCGUCAGAAGGAGAAUGCCUAAACACUUUCAAAGAAUCUGCAGUCGGUUUGGAGAUUGCAGCACUUGAUGGGUCAUCCACCAUGGAUGCGUUGAGUAUUGCGGACAUUCCCGAAAAUAGGGUCAACCAAUGGGAAAUUAUUCUGAAGUUCGUUCAUAGUGUUUUGGAAAUGUGCAAUGCUAUGGCUCACAAAUGUGAUCCACAUGACGUCUGCAACGCACAGAGUCCAAAAUCGUUUUCAAAUGUAGCAGAAGGAGUAACAAAUGCUGGGAAAAAAGUUGCAGACUUGUUAAGAUACUUCAAUGAUGAUAAAGUUGAUUCGAAAAUGAGAAACGAAAUAAGGGAACCAGAGACCAAAACCGACCCGAUAUACGGAAGCAGUUUUUGCAACGAAACGGCAAUUGGGGAAACAACUGAGCUCCCUAAACUUAUGACUGCUGAUAUAGUACCUGCAUUUACUAUUCAGGGCUGGCCAAGAGUGGCCAGAGAAUGGAUAACAAGGCAACGAAAAUGGCCUCAGAAAGAAACUGUCAUGAAAAUUGUUCAAAUAGGCUGCCAAAUAGUUGCAAAACGUCCGUUAUUUGCGGAACUGAAUGGCGACAGAAACAACGAGAAUCAUUCUCCGGAAGUCGAUGGAAAUGACACAUGUUUUCGGCUGUCAUUUUCUCAGUGUGAACUCGCUUUAGCAAAGCAACUUUCUGAGGUACCGCUUCUAUGUUGGAAGAUUUUGAAGGCGUAUCAAAAGGCGUUUCUACGAACAGAACCACCAGUACUGACUUCGUAUCAUUGGAAAACUGUGUUAUUUUGGAUCAGAGAAGACACAGAUGACAGUUUUUGGUCGAAAGGGAACUUGUUGAAUUGCGUUAUAAAGGCUUUGGAUUUCAUGAUUAAUUGUCUUGAGGACCGUUUUCUGCCUGUAUACUUUGUCCGUGAGGAAAAUCUGAUCACCGGAUGUCGAGAUGACCUGGUGGUUAAAAGUCUAAUCAAGGUCUCUGAUAUUCGUAGGGAACCAUCAAAAUUCUUGUCUAUGUUUCUAAAAGAUCCACCAAAGCCCGACCUUUAUAUAAUUUCAAAAGAGAAAAUAAACGAAUACUUAUCCACAGAAUGUCAGCAAAAUAUCGUUGAAGAUAUAUGUGAUGAUUUGAUGUACGGAUUGUGGACUUCCCUACCAUUUUCAACCACUGAAGAUGGGAUCCAAUUCAAUGGAGAAAGAUAUGACAGCCACAGGCGACGUAUUCCUUAUGUCUUCCGCAAUUGGAUGCAGUUAAUUAAGAGUGAAACAGUAUGUGACGCAGAUACUCGCUUGAAACAACUUAUUUUAACUGGCGUUGAUUCUUUUACUGAAAAUGUACUUACAUUUAUUAAAGACGAAAACAGUGCAGAAGCAGACGUUGAAAUCGAACAGGUAAUAUAUUCGAGACAACAGGACACAAAGUUGACGAAAGCACCGGAAUCACAGGUAUGGGAUAUGCCGGCAAUGGCUACCAUUCAAAAAGAUCACACGAGACUCACAAACGACAGCGCAACUGCUGACGCUGAUCCACAUAACUCUGAAGAAAUCGAUGAAGACCAGGUAUCUAGGGUAGAAGAUUCUGCAAUGUCGUCCUAUUCCCCAUGCCAAAAAGUAAAAACAGACGACGAUCACAACGAACGACCUCAGACGGAAGAAAUUUUAGGAGACAAAAGUACCCAUUCAGACUGUCAAAAAAAGUCGACAAUUCAAUCGCCCGAUUCACCGAGAAAAAGUGUUAACGCAUUUGUCGAAAUUCGUCAUGAGCUUUUUCAGCCCGUUUCAGAAGAAAGAGAUGAAGAAAACAAUGAUGGAGAAUGUACGUCUGGGGUUGAUUUCCGAAGUUUUGCUAGAAAGUUUGUUCGAAAUUUUCAAAACCAACUUAGUGAAAAAAACUAUUACAACCAUGACAACAUGACCGAUCCAUGUAAAACAAGUAACCCUACAAGGGUACUAUGUUCUGAAUAUAAUGUGCAUGACUUUGAAGAUAUUGCUGAAGACAAGGGAUUUACUUUAGAAGCUUCUAAAACAUCAUCUGCAAAAACGUACGAUGCUUUGAGUCCGGAAGUAAAAAAGGGUGUCGAUCCAAAUAAACCUCCACACAUAUCUGAAGAAAGUGUUGGUGGCAAAAGUUCGCAUGCAGAAGAUUCAACAAAAUUUAAUACACCAUCGGCCGAUAUUCUGAGUCGAAAAAUGGAGGCGGGUGUUAACUUAGUAAAUGCCUUUGUUAGGCUUGUAUAUGAUGGAGAAAACAAAGAUGAAGAGGUACGCGAGUCCGGGUUUUUCGGUUUCGCUGGAAACUUUCUAAGAAACUGUCAAACGCUACUAGGUGAAGAAAAAAUUGACACAUGUGACAACGAAACCGAUUUAUGUAAAGAUAGCAAACCCACAAAGGCUCAUUGUGACUUUGACCUUGAUUGACGUUUGGGGUUUGUCCAAAAAUAACUUGACAAUAACUU